Molecule: messenger RNA, 1467 nt
Organism: Striga hermonthica
Lineage: Eukaryota; Viridiplantae; Streptophyta; Magnoliopsida; Lamiales; Orobanchaceae
Source: the annotation of a GenBank genome assembly
AUGUCUCAAUUUCAUUUUCGAAACCAUUACUUAGCGGGAAAAAUUCACUCUCCUCUUCCCACUGCAGUUCUCCCCGCGCGGGGUUGCCACUCGCCGCCGCUGACUGCCGCCUUCACGAUGAAGAGAUGCAGGCAACCGAACUCCGGGGAGAAAGAGAAAGACGGGGCAGUCGACAUAGAGGAUAUUAGCUUCAGCGCGAAGGAAAUUCCAAAAAUUAGGGCUUCCCUGCUGGAAUGGUACGAUGAAAAUCGGAGGGACUUACCUUGGAGAAGGAUCAACAAUGGAGAGAAAGACGCUGACAUGGAAGAGAGAGAAAGGAGGGCUUACGCGGUGUGGGUGUCCGAGGUUAUGCUUCAGCAAACCAGGGUUCAGACAGUAAUUGAUUACUUCAACCGGUGGAUGGAAAAAUGGCCCACAAUCCAUCAUCUUGCUCAGGCUUCUAUUGAGGAGGUGAAUGAGAUGUGGGCGGGUUUGGGUUACUACAGACGGGCCCGUUUUUUGUUGGAGGGAGCGAAAAUGAUCAUUGAAGAUGGAGGUGAGUUUCCAAAAACAGCAUCCUCUCUUCAGAAGGUUAAAGGGAUCGGAAACUACACUGCUGGAGCUAUUGCAUCAAUUGCUUUUGAGGAGGCAGUCCCAGUGGUUGACGGGAAUGUAGUCAGAGUGAUUACUAGGUUGAAGGCUAUAUCUGCAAACCCAAAAAAUUCAACAACAGUCAAGAAAAUAUGGAAACUGGCUACUCAGUUAGUUGAUCCUUCCAGGCCUGGAGAUUUCAAUCAGGCUCUCAUGGAACUUGGUGCAACAGUAUGCAGCUCAGCAGCUCCCAGCUGCUCCACAUGCCCUGUAUCUCAUCAAUGUGAAGCACUCUCUUUCUCCAUGAACCAUGACUCAGUUCAAGUCACAGACUAUCCCAUGAAGGUUGCAAAGGCCAAACAAAGACAUGAUUUUUCUGCUGUUAGUGUUGUAGAGAUAGUUGAGGAGGGAUCUCAAUUUGGCGGCAGGUAUCUUCUGGUGAAGAGACCAGAAGAGGGGCUGCUGGCGGGACUCUGGGAAUUCCCAUCUGUCCUGUUAGAGGGAGAAGCUAACUUGGCCUCCCGUAGAAAAGCGAUUGAUGGCUUUUUGAAGCAAUCGUUUGGUUUAGAUGUCAAGAAGUCCUGUAAAGUAGUUAUAAGAGAAGAAGUGGGGGAAUGCGUUCAUGUGUUCACUCACAUACGUCUCAAGAUGUACAUAGAGUUGUUGGUUUUGCACGUAUCAGAUGGGUUGAAUUUUCUACCAAAAGAGAAAGGGAGCACUACUGUGAAGUGGAAGUGCGUUGACAGCAAGGCCCUUUCAACUUUGGGUUUGACAUCUGGAGUAAGGAAGGUUUACACAAUGGUCGAGAAAUUCAAGCAGGAUGGGGUGGAUUCAGUCCCUUUAAAGACGAGAAAAAAGAGAAGUCAACAAAAUUAUGCAACCACUGAGAACAAUUGA